Molecule: messenger RNA, 4688 nt
Organism: Chelonia mydas (Green sea turtle)
Lineage: Eukaryota; Metazoa; Chordata; Testudines; Cheloniidae
Gene: STK3
Product: serine/threonine kinase 3
Biological process (GO): regulation of MAPK cascade; intracellular signal transduction; protein phosphorylation
Cellular component (GO): cytoplasm
Molecular function (GO): protein serine/threonine kinase activity; ATP binding
Source: RefSeq, a predicted model, not a curated record
GGGUAGGAGUUGGUAGCGUUUGCGUGAGAGUCCGGCAUCGGACCCCAGUGGGGUGGGGGCGAGUCGCAUUUAAAGGGCCAGUUCCAGAGUUGCCGGAAAGUUGUGUGGAGUUAGGGGGGCCGGCGGGGUCCUGUCAGGCGACACUCGCGUCGCGGCUGACGGCUCAGUGCGCCUCCAGCCAACAGCAGCAGCAUGGAGCAGGCAGCACCGAGAAGCAAGCUGAAAAAGCUAAGUGAAGACAGCUUAACUAAGCAGCCUGAAGAAGUCUUUGAUGUUCUAGAGAAGCUUGGUGAAGGAUCUUACGGUAGUGUCUUUAAAGCAAUACACAAGGAAUCUGGACAAGUAGUGGCAAUUAAACAAGUCCCUGUCGAGUCAGAUCUUCAGGAAAUAAUUAAAGAAAUUUCUAUAAUGCAGCAAUGUGACAGUCCCUAUGUUGUCAAGUACUAUGGCAGCUACUUUAAGAACACAGAUCUAUGGAUUGUUAUGGAGUAUUGUGGAGCUGGCUCUGUCUCGGACAUAAUUAGAUUACGGAAUAAAACAUUACUGGAAGAUGAAAUAGCAACCAUUCUUAAAUCCACACUUAAAGGACUUGAAUAUUUGCACUUCAUGAGAAAAAUACACAGAGAUAUAAAGGCUGGAAACAUCCUCCUUAACACAGAAGGACAUGCAAAAUUAGCUGAUUUUGGAGUGGCUGGCCAAUUAACAGAUACAAUGGCAAAACGAAAUACUGUUAUAGGUACUCCAUUUUGGAUGGCUCCUGAGGUAAUUCAAGAGAUUGGUUAUAACUGUGUGGCAGAUAUCUGGUCCCUUGGUAUCACUUCAAUAGAAAUGGCUGAAGGAAAACCUCCAUAUGCUGAUAUACAUCCAAUGAGAGCUAUUUUUAUGAUUCCCACGAAUCCACCGCCAACAUUCCGGAAGCCGGAGCUCUGGUCUGAUGAGUUCACUGAUUUUGUGAAAAAAUGUUUAGUGAAGAAUCCUGAGCAGAGAGCUACUGCAACACAGCUUUUACAGCAUACUUUUAUUAAGAAUGCCAAACCAGUCUCAAUUUUAAGAGACCUGAUCACAGAAGCUAUGGAGAUCAAGGCAAAGAGACAUGAGGAACAACAAAGGGAGCUGGAAGAGGAGGAAGAAAAUUCGGAAGAAGACGAGCUGGACUCUCACACCAUGGUGAAAACUAAUUCAGAGAGUGCUGGCACAAUGAGGGCCACAAGCACAAUGAGUGAAAGUGCCCAGACAAUGAUUGAACAUAACAGUACCAUGUUAGAAUCAGACUUAGGGACUAUGGUGAUAAAUAGCGAUGAUGAUGAUGAAGAAGAAGAAGAAGAUGGGACCAUGAAAAGAAACGCUACUUCACCGCAAGUACAAAGACCUUCUUUCAUGGACUACUUUGAUAAACAAGAUUCCAAGAAUAAAAGCCAUGAAAACUGUAAUCAGAACAUGCCUGAACCCUACCACAUAUCCAAAAAUGUUUUUCCUGAUAACUGGAAAGUCCCUCAAGAUGGAGAUUUUGAUUUUUUAAAAAACCUAAGUUUAGAAGAAUUGCAAAUGAGGUUAACGGCUUUGGACCCUAUGAUGGAACGAGAAAUUGAAGAGCUUCGUCAAAGAUACACAGCGAAGAGGCAGCCUAUCCUGGAUGCAAUGGAUGCAAAGAAACGAAGGCAACAGAAUUUCUGAAUUUGUCUUACUCUCAAAGAUAAUGCUAGUAGUCAACAUGGACACUUGUUAAAUUGUAAAUCUGAAGGAAUCCUAUAGUUAUGAGAGGUGUUUUUAAAACUUUAAAUUGUGCUUCAUAACCAAGGAGCAAUGAAAGAACAUGUAUAUGGUGUUCAGCAAAGACGGUGGAACACAAUUAAACUCUUCUGUGCGUUUACCACACUUCUAUUUUCAAAUAUUUAAUGUAAUAGAAGUUUAAUCUGUUACUUUCUUGAUCCCCCUCAGCUGUAUAGUGGUAACUGUGAUGUACAAUGGGAGAGUGUUUAGGAUACCUGGAAGAUUUUGAAGUGUUUCAUGAUUGUGCAGCACUACAGGGCCUUAUGUUGCAAUAUAUUUUUCUCCCAUUUAGUAGCAUAUUUAUUAUAUACUCGUAGGUGAUUGUAUUUAUUUUUAUGCCCAUUUACUUUUUAAAACUUGGUGGGGGGGGGGGUCAUUAGGAUAGUUGUGGUGGAGAGCAGGGUCAGGUUAGUUUAAAUUGAACAUGGGAAUGCAAUAAAAAAGAAACUCACUGCCAUAUUAAAGCCUGAUUCAGGGCAGCAUUUACGCAUGUGCUCGAGUUCCAUUGACACGGAUAAGUUAAGCAUGUGCUUAAGGGCUGCCCUUCCUUACAUUGAGUGCUCUCCUCCUACUACGGAAGGAAACAAGUGCCUACUUAGUUUUAAUUUUUCUAUAGGGCAGGAGAAGCAACAAGUGCAGUCACACCUAUGGUAUAUACUUCUAGUUGCUAUUGCAAUUCUUACAUUCUGACCAGUUUCAAACAUCAUUCUGCACCAUUGUUUUGUAAUGAAGCAACAGCUACACUUUUUGGCCAGUGUUUUUUACCUGGUUGGUUUGUAGUAUGAUUUUAUUUGUUGGUGUUCUGCAUUGUAGACAUGUAGCUGUAAGGGACACUAAUUUAAAAGCCAAAGAAAAUCAAUGGAAAACCUGUAUUAAUCCAUAAUAAGCCUCCAAAAGAAGCAAAGUUUUGCAGUAUUCCUAAUCCUGCAUUCAUUGAACACUCAGAAUUCCGAUAGUCUUCCGUGAGAGUUUUGGGUGCAUAAGGAAUGCAGGACCAGGCUCUUGUUAAUAUCUGUGUCCAUUUUUUGUCUCUGGUUCAUGUGUGUAAAUAUAUGGUAGGUGAAAUAUAUCACAUUGCAAUAAAUACAUCAGUCAUUUGUAUGAAAAUGUGAUCCACUUUCUGAACCAUCGACUGUGGUCACUAUUAAUAUUAAUAUUGCCAUAAUUUUUGCCUUUUGCCUAAUUAACAUUAUUGUGGUAUUCGGAUAUUUCCCUAGAAGUCAGACAUAAUGAUAAUUACUUGCAAAAUGCAGCUAUACAGAUUUUAAUGGUGCCCAUGGUUACUGGCAUCCUUCUGUUAAAUGUUUUCUGGAAGAUAGUAAACAUCUCAUGCCUCUUGGCAUUUACGAUAGUCAUAUGUGGACCAUUUAUACUGAACCAUGAGCCUUUGGAAACCAUGCAUUAUCUUUAAACAGUCUAAACAAGGAAAACUAAACAAGGAAAAAAUAGUUUUAAACAGAUCAGCAUAUGUCUGACCCUUCUCGGACCAAUUCUUUUUCUUGAGUUGUAUAUGGCCAUUCUUAUCAUUUUUAUUCUAUGUGUGUGUGUGUACUUCCAACUUGUAAAUCAUAAAUUCAAAUACAUUUUAACUGACCCUCAUAUAUUCCUAAAUUUUUUAAAAUGUGAACUGCCUUUUGCAAAGAAGGAAGGGAAGUAACCCUUAAGAGAGAUCCAUAAAACCUACGGUAAAUCAAGAUGCCCCAAUAUUGUGCUUUUACUGCCUCACAUCUAAACAAACAAUGAAGUGAUGCAUGGUAAAAUCUAAUACAGUUUAUGAAAAUGACAACAUAGACUUCUGAAUAUAGACCUGUUGUUUCAAAUUAAUUUCUAAAUCUUUGCUUUAUCUCUUUUUUUAAAUUCAUUGAUGUGUACAUACAAACACAAAGAUAUAAUAUAUGGAAAGAAUGUGUGGAAAGCUUAGAAUCAUCAAGAAGGAGAGAGCCUUAUUUGCCCUUUCCCAAUGUGCCUUGUAGGCAAUUAAUGUAAUUGUCCAACUAUAGCCUCUCUGCAUCAUUGCUAACUUUCUCUUCCCAUAUUUUCUUCCACUUGCCCCACCAAAAAUAGCAUAUGUUGGUUUUGUAUAUGGUAGCAUCAUCUGAUUACACCCUGUGUUCAGACUUUGUGCCUUCUGGAAAAUUUUCCAAUUUAGUGCACGCCGUGUGUAAUACUUACCCAGAGGGGGCCCAGGUUAAAGGCCACUAGACAGGCUAGAGCUUUUCUAAUGACAUCUGAAAGGCAUGAGGGCAUAAAGUGCAUCCCUUCUCUACCUGCAGUCUACGUGAAAGCCACACUUUCUCUCCAAAUGAAGCAACCCAACUGAAUUUUACACAUACACAUACAUAGGAGAAAAGCCAGAAGUCACGGUAAAAAUUGGAAAUGGAAUAAUCCACCUGGGAUGGGGAAGUUCAUGGCUUCUGAGAUAUUGUAACUUAGAUGCAGGCAUUUUCUCUGUUCAGAAUUGAUAUCCCCCAACUAAUAUAAAAUUCAAUAACUUUGAUGCCUGAUGCAAUGAGUGAAAAGCCUCUCAGACUUCAGGGGGAACUAGAUCAGACCCUUAGUUAUGUGCAAGGAGUAAAACCUAGAAAUAGGUUUUAUAUUAGAGAGGGGUACUUUUAUGGUUUUCUUUCCCCUGUUUAUUUACUAAAUCAUAGCAUCCAUGUUCAUGACCACAUUUAUCUCCACUGAGGAAUGAGCAUUUUCUAUAAAGGAAAUCAGGUAGUACGCUAAAUAAGACAUUGUAACAUCAAACGUUUCAAUAAAUCCAGAAGAACUACGGACACAUUAAGAUUUAGGAAGAUUCUAACCCAGCAUUUUCUCUUUUUGCUGCCCAUUUUGUAUGUUUAAGUUUAGUACAUAAAAAUCUCUGGAAAAUAAUUACUUAUCACUAAACAUCUGAAUAAAAACUUAUUUUUCGCUUA